AUGGCCGACUUCUUCAACGACCUCCUCUCGGGCAUUGGCGUGCCCACGCCCACCUUCUUCCCUUUUCCCGGUGCCGACGAGACAGCAUCGCCCCUCUCGACGCUAUUACCCCUGCCCACAUCCGCCGCUCUCGAAGAGCGACCAACAAUUCUACCCACCAGCUCAGACAGUCCCUCAUCAACACCAUCAAGGCCAGCAGACGACGAUGCCGCCGACGAAACUCCUAUCCCCGACCUCGCAGCCUCCUCAGAGCUCCCUCUCCCCACGUUCCUGACGACAUCAGAAACUGGCAUCCCCUCAAUCCUCCCUUCAGCCAUCACCCGCCCGCCAACGACCCUGCUCUCCUCCAUCCGCGCAGACCCCUCGGCAUCAACCUCCUCGGAAGAGGAGCUCAUCGUCGCGCCCCCACAGCCCACGACCUUCGUCGCCGCACCGACGGCCACCCUCCCGCUCGCCAUUCCGCCGCCCGCGUCCACCUCGUCGCUGGCCCCGCUGCCCACGGCCGAGGAGGCCAACGCCGGCUCCUCCAGCGGCGGCGCCCUCAUGCCCGCGCUGCCCAUCUCUCUCGGCCUCGUCGCCGGCGUGCUGACCAUUGGCGGCCUCAUUGGCUGGGCGUACCGCAAGGGCAGGGGUCCCUUUGCCGGCCGCGCGCGGAGGCGCGCCAUGAUGGAGAAGGAGGACAUGGAGGGAUGGGGGAGAUUGACCGGCAGCAGAGGCAGAAGUGGGAUCCUCGGGUCAGGCAGGAUGGGCGGGCAUGCCGUCAACUUUUAG
Verticillium dahliae VdLs.17 is the source of this 771-nucleotide messenger RNA. RefSeq lists its product as uncharacterized. The coding region runs from base 1 to 771 and encodes 256 amino acids. The transcript has a single exon. The record is from RefSeq and is a predicted model, not a curated record. NCBI's taxonomy places the organism in Eukaryota, Fungi, Ascomycota, Sordariomycetes, Glomerellales, Plectosphaerellaceae.